CGUCUCCACUUUCUUAUCUCUAUGGGAGGUAAAAGAGGGAGGCGUCCGGAAGUGACGUAGGCACGGUUCAGGAAGCAGGAGCGUCAGGAGCUGCCUGAGAGGAGAAGAUGGCCAAGGUCACCUUUAAGGUCACGCUCACCUCAGACCCGCGGCUGCCUUACAAAGUACUGAGUGUGCCUGAAAGUACACCAUUUACUGCUGUCUUGAAGUUUGCUGCAGAAGAAUUCAAAGUGCCUGCAGCAACAAGUGCCAUCAUAACAAAUGAUGGAAUAGGGAUAAACCCUGCACAGACAGCUGGAAACGUCUUCCUUAAGCAUGGCUCAGAAUUACGGCUUAUUCCCAGAGAUCGUGUUGGGAAAUGUUAACAUGUGUACUUACUAGAUAAGGUAAAUAGCAGGCAAAAAGGAUCCAUAAGCAUAUUCAUUUAGGAAUUAACCUACUACUGGUAUAUUAUAAUGCAAAAUACAUUGUAUUUCCCUGUGAAAUCAUCGUGUAUCAGCUGUCAACUCCUGCCAAGAAAAGAGUGGCCUCAGAGGUUGGACGGACUGCUUAGAAUUGAAUGACUCACUGAAUUUUUACUGAAAGACUCCUAUAGAGAAUCAUCUUACGGAGUGGCUGGAUUUUCUUCUGAGGAAACAACUUCUUCUAAAUGGAAGCUUAUUUCCAGUAUAUGGAUGUCUUUGACUUGAUCCAACGGUUCCUUGCAAGUGUGGAAGGACCAGUUUGCAUCAAAAGCUACCCCAUUCACUAGGAUUGAGCAGACACCGUCAAUGUGUGGAAAUGUGUGCAGUGCUUCUUUCUCCAUUGAAGUAAACUGGGAAGUCUACUCCUGGGAUCUUCCCAUAUGCACUCCAAGGAGGUUGGAGCCAGGCACCUGCCAUUCACAGCCAUAGCAGAUUGAUGUGAUCAUGUGUGUAAGACCUAGUAACAUUAAAUACCUGGUCAUAAGGAGCCCAACUGAGUAAUAUCACUAUUAAUCAAAUAACAAAAUGGGAGAUG
Lacerta agilis (Sand lizard) is the source of this 999-nucleotide messenger RNA. It is a transcript of the gene UFM1, whose product is annotated as ubiquitin fold modifier 1. Gene Ontology annotation, cellular component: cytoplasm; nucleus. NCBI's taxonomy places the organism in Eukaryota, Metazoa, Chordata, Lepidosauria, Squamata, Lacertidae. The transcript is spliced from 6 exons. Bases 108 to 365 code for a protein of 85 amino acids. Gene Ontology annotation, biological process: protein K69-linked ufmylation. The record is from RefSeq and is a predicted model, not a curated record.